Messenger RNA from Tupaia belangeri chinensis (Chinese tree shrew), 2827 nucleotides. It is a transcript of the gene SYT3, whose product is annotated as synaptotagmin 3. Gene Ontology annotation, biological process: calcium-ion regulated exocytosis. NCBI's taxonomy places the organism in Eukaryota, Metazoa, Chordata, Mammalia, Scandentia, Tupaiidae. The record is from RefSeq and is a predicted model, not a curated record. Gene Ontology annotation, cellular component: exocytic vesicle; plasma membrane. Gene Ontology annotation, molecular function: calcium ion binding; calcium-dependent phospholipid binding; clathrin binding.
CGUGGAUCUCGGGCCGGGGAGUGGGAGUGCUGCAGCGCUCGCUAUCCGCCCCGGGGGAGGGGCACGUGGCCCUGAAAGGGGGGGUCCCGAAACACCUGGGUGUACCCCACCCCUCAACCACCGAUCGCCAGAGCGUGGGGAUCGUCUGCCUGUUCCAUGGCCGCUAAAGACUUAAGACUCUGAGGCCGUCUGAGGUCCCGGAUAUGUUCCCCUCUCCUGAAGCGUCCUGGGACCCCGGCAUCCUAAUCUCUCCCCACCCUCCACACCUCCCCCCAAAUUCCCAUCCUCUCUGCGGCCGGUGUAGACAUUAAGGACUUCAACUCCCAGCAGGCCUUGCAGUAUCAGGCCUAUGAAGUCGCAGCGGCGCGAGCUCGAGGCCUGCCGGGAAUUGUAGUCCCUAAGCCCUUUGGCGAGCUGGGGGCCCGGAGGUGGGAGCGGGGUGGCUGGACCCCUCUGGGGGCUCGCCUGGGGUCGGGCAGCUGACCUGGGUAGGGCAAGAAGUGAGACUUGGCUGAGCUUUUUCUCCCGGCCUGGGCCCCCAGAUCCGACACCCGCUCUCCACCCGGCGCGUGGGAACGGGUCCGCAGCCCCCCGUCCGCCCUGCAACUCCCAUGGGCUGCCGCCCGCCGCCGCCUCGGCUGCCGCCCAGGACCUGGCAGGGAUAAGCGCAGGGCCAGACGGCCACCAUGUCGGGGGACUAUGAGGACGACCUCUGCCGGCGGGCUCUCAUCCUGGUCUCAGACCUCUGUGCCCGUGUCCGAGAUGCUGACACCAGCGACAGGUGCCAGGAGUUCAACGACCUGCGGAUCCGAGGCUACCCCCGGGGUCCGGACGCAGACAUCUCCGUGAGCCUGCUGUCGGUCAUCGUGACGUUCUGCGGCAUCGUGCUUCUUGGCGUCUCCCUCUUUGUGUCCUGGAAGCUGUGCUGGGUGCCCUGGCGGGACAAGGGAGGCUCGGCAGUGGGCGGUGGUCCCCUGCGCAAAGACCUAGGCCCCGGGGUUGGGCUGGCAGGCCUGGUGGGAGGCGGCGGGCACCACCUGGGGGCCGGCCUGGGAGGCCCCGAUGGGGGGCGGGGCCCACACCACCACGCCCACACUACCCACCACCCCGCCGCCGCCCCCCCCCCCGCCCCCCCCGCCGCUGCUGCCGCCGGGGUCAGACCCAGCCAGACUUCCCCAGAGCUGCCCUCCGAGGCAGGGCCGGGCUCCGGGCUGCUCCUGUUGCCCCCCAGUGCUGGGGGCCUGCCCAGCGCCCAGUCUCAUCAGCAGGUCACGAGCCUGGCACCCGCCACCAGGUACCCAGCUCUGCCCCGGCCCCUCACCCAGCAGACCCUGACCUCCCAGCCGGACCCCAGCAGUGAGGAGCGGCCGCCCGCCCUACCCUUACCCCUACCCGGGGGCGAGGAAAAAGCCAAACUCAUCGGGCAGAUCAAGCCAGAGUUGUACCAGGGCACCGGACCAGGCGGCCGGCGCGGCGGCGGGGCACCAGGCUCCGGAGAGGCGGGCUCGGGGGCGCCCUGCGGCCGCAUCAGCUUCGCACUGCGCUACCUCUACGGCUCCGACCAGCUGGUGGUGCGCAUCCUGCAGGCCUUGGACCUGCCCGCCAAGGACUCCAACGGCUUCUCGGACCCCUACGUCAAGAUCUACCUGCUGCCCGACCGCAAGAAGAAGUUCCAGACCAAGGUGCACUGGAAGACCCUGAACCCCGUUUUCAACGAGACGUUUCAGUUCGCGGUGCCCCUGGCCGAGCUGGCCCAGCGCAAACUGCACUUCAGCGUCUACGACUUCGACCGCUUCUCCCGGCACGACCUCAUCGGCCAGGUGGUGCUGGACAACCUCCUGGAGCUGGCGGAGCAGCCUCCCGACCGCCCGCUCUGGAGGGACAUCGUGGAGGGCGGCUCGGAAAAGGCAGAUCUUGGGGAGCUCAACUUCUCACUCUGCUACCUCCCCACCGCGGGGCGCCUCACGGUGACCAUCAUCAAAGCCUCUAACCUCAAAGCGAUGGACCUCACGGGCUUCUCAGACCCAUACGUGAAGGCCUCUCUGAUCAGCGAGGGGCGGCGUCUGAAGAAGCGGAAAACCUCCAUCAAGAAGAACACGCUGAACCCCACGUACAACGAGGCCCUGGUGUUCGACGUGGCCCCCGAGAGCGUGGAGAACGUGGGGCUCAGCAUCGCCGUGGUGGACUACGACUGCAUCGGGCACAACGAGGUGAUCGGCGUGUGCCGCGUGGGCCCGCCCGUGGAGCACUGGCACCAGCUGGUGGAGGAGAAGACUUUGACCAGCUUCACAAAAGGCAGCAAAGGACUAUCAGAGAAAGAGAGCUCAGAGUGAGGGUCUGGCCUAGGCCCAGGAUCGGACCAGGCCCCCUCAGGACCCCACCCCUUCCUGCCCGGACCGUGAAUUCAUCUUCUUGAAGCCAUAACGUCCGAGCUGCUGGUGCGGGGCAGCCUGGGCCUGCCCUUCCCACUCCCAGAGGCACGAGCGUGGGAGGCAGGAGGGCCCAGCUCCCUGUUUCAGGGUGGGGGGCAUUCAGCCUCCACCGUGUCUGUCUUCUGUUCCUGGGGCUCCCCCUCAAGGCGAGGGCCCGUGCAUGUCUGGGGCACCCCUGCCCCCAAAGCCCCCUGUCUGUCUCUUUGCUGUUUGUCCACGACUUGGUGUCCUGACCCUCGUUCUCUUGGUGAAUGUCAACGGACCAGUCUCCUAUGUCUCCCUAGACACACACACUCCCAUGUCCACCCUUCUGUUUGCCCCACCCUGCGUCUGGCCAACCCCCACUGCUGCUGCUAUCAACGCCGGAAUAAACACUCUGUAUGGGUCUCGCUCCA